AUGCGCCGCAGCACGGGCGCAGGGAAAACGGCUGCUGAAGGACCAACCACCUACGGCCCCGUCGACGCCGCUCCUGGAGGUGGAACAGGGGCAGGAGCCGGCCUUGUUUCUGGCACUCUUUUCGUACAUGUUGCCUCCCCUGGCGGUUGUGGUGCUUCAAGGCCACGACCAGACGCCGGACGUCAGGCAAGGGUGCUAGAACUGCAGGAGAACCCUUGCCUCCAGGGAUCGGGCAUAGUCAUCGCCGUGGAGGGGCCGUGUUCGGCGUCCCUUCUCGCGAAACACGGGCCCUUGCCGGACCGCAGCUACAUCUGCCUCGUCCGCCCACGUAGCCGUAGGGUCGGCAGCGCCAACGAAAAAGGCGGCGUUCACUUCUGUGGGGGUGAACGGGUCGGCACUUUCGACGAAGGCUACUACUGGCACGGUGUUGGGGAGACUGCUGCUGUGGAAGGGGUUGGUAUCCUCCUGUGUCAGCAAGUUGACCGCAUGUUUCCCUCGCCGUCGCCGUUGACGACGGCCCGCGGUAAGGGCAAGGGCAGUGGCAGGAGGCGCCGCGGCAUCGGCGGUGCAGGGCUCUUCGGCGGAAUGAUGAGGGGGUUCGUCGCAGACGUCAAGGUUGGUCUACCCGUUCCCAACGGCUUCUGGGAGUGCGUCCUUCCGGAAGGAUCCCCGUCCGACAGUCGGAGGAUGCUGUGGCAAGACUUGCGCCCCGACCGCCGCUCGCGCGCGGUGCGCGUCUUCGGCGUGUGCGCUGGGAGCAGGAAAGCGCGGCAGAGCUUCGUGUGGGAGGUGACUACCGGAGGUAUGCCAUCCCAGAUGACGUUAUCGCCAUCCCUCUCGCAUGUGGUUGACGCCGGCGGGUCGUGCGUGUACGUGUGGCACGGGAAUGGGUCCAACAGAGAUGGCCGAAGCCUUGCUGUUCGCGUGGCUCGUGUCUACGCAGCGCGAGUGGAAGGAGGGGCUUCGGUGGAACAGGUAGAUGCAGGGUCGGAGCCCGUCGGACUCCUCAACUGUUUCAUAGGCAACCGGUCGGCGCCGACCGGGUGCCGAACAUCCAGCGGCCGCGGGGCAUCUUCAAGCAGCGGGUCUUCGGGUUUGAGGCUCACGCCCCCCGGCCAGCGCACUCCUCCCGGGACCCUGAAUUCUCCGCCAUCGCUGAAGUGCAUGGCCGGCCGGGUGCAUCCGCCGCCGCCGCCGCCCCGUCGUUGUGCCACUGCUGCCGUCGGAGGCGUUACUUUCAACUCGGAGGCGUUUUCGACUCCUCCGAGGAACCGGGGGUCGAUGACGUGCGUUCCGAUACCGGGGUGUAACGGGGGUUCCUUUUCACCUAUUUCGGAGUUGGGCUUGGCGUCGGGGGUCGACGGGCUCACGGUCGAUGUAUCAUCAAAUUGCCUCCCGAACGGGUCAUCCGGCGCUUUGUCACCGGUGCUUGGCUGCGCCGCUAGCGCGUCAGACGGCCCCAGCGAUGAUUGGUCAAGCUACGACGCCCUUCGCUCUCCUCCGCGACCUGCUUCUUGUGCUUCUGGCGGACGCGCGUUCUCCGGAGAUUGCGGCCAGGCUGGCAGCUGCGCAGCAGGAUCUCCAACGGGCACACUUCCGAGGAAUGCCGGGCACCACCGGUGUGUAGAUGGACAAGGCGAGGGCGCUUCUGGCAACGGCAAGAGCCAGCGCGAAUGUCCCGCUAAUAGCGGGCGUGAUGGGCACCGAAGCAUGGAUGGAGGCGAAGGAGGCUCUGGACGAGAUGGGGACGGCGGAAAUCCUAGCGGACGAGAGAACAGCGAGGGAGGCGGUGGCGGUAGUGGCGACGAUGGAGAUGGUCGCGGUUCCGACGGCAGCGGGAACGGCGACCAAGACGGGAAGACCGGAGCUCGGCUCUUCGACAGCGUGAGGAGCGUUCGUUCGGAGGACGAUAAGUCAUCCAGGAAGAGCGGUAGCGGCAACCUCUCCGACAGCGUGAGCUGCGUCCGUGCUUUCGGUGCUACAACCGGCGACACUGCCGAUGAUGUCUCCACCGACCUCGGUGUCGGAUUCAUAGUCGACGGCGAAGAAAGCCCACGAUGUUCCCCUCCGCCGGCCGUAUCCGGUUCCGCCGCCAGCCUCCCGGGUUCUCUUUCUCCGCAGGGAGGCGCUACCAACGACCACUCCGCGCCGCCGCCUAUUCCCACCAAGGGAACCGAAGACGUGCUGGUCAAGGAGAACGUCGACAGGUUCCCGAAGGCUGCUUCGGAUUCCGUGCUCGAGGAUCAUCUUCUUGUCUCUGCCGCAGUCGCGGCCUUCAAGCCCCUCGAAACGGCCGAUGGAAAGCAGGAGCGCGCCGCCGGCCUUGGCGAUGAAGGUGGCGGUGGUGGCGGCGGUGGUCGCGAGAGCGAGGAGGAGUGGCUGUCCCACCCGGAAGAGGAGGCCGACACCGCGCCCGCGGGGCCAGGGGAUUGGAUUGGACGCGCCCUUGAGGCCACCCUUGUGUCAAAGCGGGCAGAGGCUGCACCGCAGUGCGCCGCCACGAGCCACGCAGGCAACCCCGAGACGGCCGCCGCCGUAGCGGAGGGAGAGCGAGGAGGCGAAGAGGACGCGGGAGCCGGCGCCGGCCACGAGUGGGCUGGCCUUAACGACGACGGUUCGUGGCGGACGGAGGUGGCAAGGCGGGCAGCGGGGGAGGCCGGGGCCGUGGAGGCGGAGCGCCGCCGCUUGGCGAAGGUCAAGGCGGACGAGUCGUGGAGGUCGGAUGCUGCCGGCGAGGGCCACGGCGCGCCUCGAAGGGACAGCGUUAGCUUCACCCAGCUUCAAACCGGCAACGUCAGGGACAAGCUGAACGUGUUCGAAGGGGCUUCCGGUUCCAAGGUCGGCAAGGAGAAACCUGGAAAUCGGUCGAGUGUCGGUGCCCUUCACGGCAGGGGGCUGGUCACCGCCUGGGCCAAGAAAACCACGGAUCACCACCCCGCCUCCACCGCGAUCAACGAACAAGACAGCAGCGGGCGGUCCUCGUCUCCUCCUUGGUCUACCGGAGGCCGGACACGCUCGCCGCCGCCCCGCGCCGGCGGCUCGGACGAGCAGGAGGAGUUUACGUGGAAGGCCGGACCGUCACCUUGCCGGCUGAAGGGGAGGCCAAGCCUAGGCCUUAUCCGCAACGGGCAGGUCCGGAUCAUGUCCAAGGCGUUGCUGAUGUCUUGUCCGGAGGGCGGGCGCGAGACCAACACCAACCACGGAGGUAGUUGCUUGGGCGGGAGCCUUGACGAGCCACCGAUGCCAUCGACACCGCCACCGCCGCUGCCAGCCUCAAUCGCCACACCGCCCCCGCUCCCCGCCCGCAAUAGCUUGGUUGGUGCUAACCCCAAGCGGCCCCUCCCGGCACGACCAACCCGUGGCAGCGGCAGCGGCAGCGGCAGCGGCAGUAUCAGCGCCGGGCAACGUCCGGCAGCGGCCAAGGGAAACAUCUGGUUGGCGAAAGCCGGGUUGACUCGCAAACAUGUUGCAGGGUCGUCGUCCCCCCCGCCUGCACCGCCGGAGACGCCACCUCGCGAAAGUGGUUCGUGGCGGCGGGGGGGGGGGGCGCCCACACACCUUGCUGGCGGUCGUGCGGGCGGCGGGAUGGCCGCGGCGAGGGCCAAGGGCGCGAGCGGGGCUUGGGCCAAGCUGCAUCGCAGGCUCGAGGAGGAAAGCAAGAACUUCAACGGGAAAAGGCGCGCCGAGGUCGUGCCUCCCGUGGUCACCAGCGGGUGAUAUACUCUGCUGGACGGCCUAUUGGUGCGGGUGCAACGUCGGGUGCGGUGAGACGGGUGCCGCUAGCAAUAGGUAGCAAGCAGCCAGACCUCGAGCAGAGCGGCAUUCACAAGCCGAGCUAGAGAGGGGCUAACACAUACGUCACCGGUAGCGGGAACAAGCUCAAUGUAUUCAAUAGCACGGAGGUGGAGGUGGAGUUGACGAGCAUCGUGUGGGGGGGGUGCCUACCUGUCAGGGUGCGCAAGGUUUCACCCAACCCCGUACUCAACGGAGCACCGUACAUGUUUUGUAGUGUUCCUGACCGCGGCUGCUCGUGAGUCUACACUUGGGGGGAAGAACCGUGCGAGGGUUUGUCUUGGUUGGGGAUGGUCGCAAGCAUCUACACAAAACUGCACAACCUAGUGCAUGUUGAUACAAGGGUUUUUCACAUCAGUUUGCCGUCAGCGUGUUUGUUUACAAGUAGAACGAUCGUGUAAGUGAGCAAGAAGGAAGUAAUGUGGGCUUGUGCUUUUUUUGCUUGCUGCGUGGUUUUCGCGUGUGUGAGUUGUGGUACGUUAUGGAGGAGAUAGUCCCGGGGGAUUGAAGAGGAAUGAAAAUAUGACAAUGCACUAGAGGUGAUGUCGGGCAACAAGGAGCGGUACGUCGGUCCUUGGUGCGGGGCGAAAAAAGCAAUGUUUACAUGUUUUUGCUUGGCUGUUCUCGUCGUGAUCAAUAUGAAGGGCGGGGUGUUGUUUCGAUGUAAUCGUUUUUCAUUGUCGCUGUCGCUAUCGCUGUCGCUGUCAAACUGUUGUGGUUGUCGUCGUCGUCGCUGUUGAUGUGGUGUUCAUGUUAAAAGUAGCUGUGACUUCUUCCAUCUCGUACGCCAUCUUCCGUACUAUUAUAGUCCAGCUGGUGUAAGAACACGGCACUUUCUUCUCUCGAGAACGCAAGUUAGCCCUGUGUGUUGUAUUUAACUUGCAGGGAAAACCCUUCCCACCUCCAGGGUGUGGCAUGAGGUUAGCCUGGUCAGCAGUAUAUAUCCCGACAAUGAUCUUAUUUCGGGCUCCGCAGGGAUGAGAGGAAUGCCAGGAUAGUUGUGUUGGUAAAUGGCUCGUUUUGCUGACGCACCCACCGCGUGGAGCAACGGCCUCUAUUUUAUUUGUUGCUGUUCUUUGUCCCACAGCAGUAGUUUGAUUUAUUUUUGUUUUUCUGAACCUGUUGGGAAGUUUGUCGUUGCAAGUGGUGGCACUGGGUGUUUUGGUGUGUUUUUGUCGAAGUGUUUGAGUUUCUUUUUUGGGGUUGGCUCGGGACCACGGAAAUUCGUUUCAUCGCCUCGUUCGAAGAGCAAAAAAGGAGGUGUAGGAGUCUAGAUAGAGGUCAAGACAUUUUUACAUUGAAGGCACAAA
Molecule: messenger RNA, 5102 nt
Organism: Ectocarpus siliculosus
Lineage: Eukaryota; Phaeophyceae; Ectocarpales; Ectocarpaceae
Source: the annotation of a GenBank genome assembly